Molecule: messenger RNA, 418 nt
Organism: Arabidopsis lyrata subsp. lyrata
Lineage: Eukaryota; Viridiplantae; Streptophyta; Magnoliopsida; Brassicales; Brassicaceae
Product: defensin-like protein 222
Exons: 2
Coding region: 1-306 (101 amino acids)
Source: RefSeq, a predicted model, not a curated record
AUGAGGACAAUUUUUUUGCUUUCAACUCUUGUGAUCUUUGUUUUGUCAUGUACGUCAAAUGCUACGGUGAAAUCUUAUUCGGAAGAGAAAUCUCAUUCUUUCUAUCCAACAACGAACUCUCUAGUUGAUUUAAAAUCAGAAGAUGAACUUCCACCAGAUGAACGUCUAGGAGUUUCGCAUGCUCGCAACAGAGUUGGUUUCUGUCAAGAAUGUGCACAUCAUUGUUUGAGAAAGAAACGGAUUAUUGGUGAAUGUCGUUGGUUUGUAUGUCAUUGCUCUAUAAGAACUAUUGGUGUGGGAUUGUAGUUUGUUUUGAAAUACCUACAUAUAAAAUACAAUGAACUAAUAUAUUCAUAUUAUACAAAUUGAGUAAAUUUUAUGACAUACGUUAUUUUCAGCUCAAAUCACCACCCACUUA